Molecule: messenger RNA, 880 nt
Organism: Medioppia subpectinata
Lineage: Eukaryota; Metazoa; Arthropoda; Arachnida; Sarcoptiformes; Oppiidae
Source: the annotation of a GenBank genome assembly
CAUUAAGGCAUUUUCAUCAGUUUUUGGUGGCUUUUUGAUUCAUUUAACUCUCGGGACUUUCUAUACAAUUGGAAAUAUGAAUACUUAUAUCACAUCGUAUUUGAGAAUGAAUGGUGAAAAAGAGCUGACUUACAGCUCUGCCAUUUGGAUCAAUACAGCCUUUAUUACAGGAAUGGGUAUAAUCAUAGCGUCGACUGCUAUAACAUAUUUCAGCAUUCAGUGGAGCUUUUUGUUAGUUGUUAUCACUUAUGGUUUGAUGCCUGCAUUGGGUUCAGGUCUGGCAUAUGCCGCACCGUUAUGGUUUCCAAACAAUAAAGGCAUUGUUACUGGAAUAACAGUCGGGGGCUUUGGUCUCGGAGCGCUUAUAUUCGACCAAGUUCAAACAUUGUAUUUAAAUCCCAACAAUUACUCGCCUAAAGACGAUAAGUCUAUCUAUUUUUUAAAUAAACUGAUUCUCGAGAAAGUGCCGCUCACUUUCUUGAUUUUGAGUCCUAUCUAUGGUUUGAUUCAAGCGAUUGGAGUCGCGUUAAUAUUUAACGCCGACAAACAUUUAGUGAGAAUUGAAUCAAACGAAACAAUUGAGAAUAUUGUAGACGAAUCUCAAACUCAUUCGGAUAUAACGCCUAAAGAUGCCCUCAAAUCUCCAUACGGAAUUGACUUGCAAUACGACGAUCAUUACCUGGCAUUAGUCGGAUCGUUGGCCUCCGUGUAUAAUGCCGUCGGAAGGAUAUUUUGGGGCAAAUUGUUUGAUAAAUAUAAUUUCAAAGCUGUGACCGGAAUAUUAGGAGCUAUAAUGCUUGAGAUAGUAAUGGAUAGAUUGGGUUAUGUUUAUUCCUUUAUGAUCGUCGCGUUCGUGUCAUUAAUUGGUAAAACAAAUUAA